Molecule: messenger RNA, 1155 nt
Organism: Manihot esculenta (cassava)
Lineage: Eukaryota; Viridiplantae; Streptophyta; Magnoliopsida; Malpighiales; Euphorbiaceae
Product: mitochondrial outer membrane protein porin 2
Exons: 6
Coding region: 149-979 (276 amino acids)
Biological process (GO): monoatomic anion transmembrane transport
Cellular component (GO): mitochondrial outer membrane
Molecular function (GO): voltage-gated monoatomic anion channel activity
Source: RefSeq, a predicted model, not a curated record
GCGUGGAGCGUAAGACAAGGCCGUUGCUGAUCCCCGACAUAUAGGGUUUUAGUAAACCUCUCUCCUGUGUCAAAACCCCGAAUUUUUUCUUUAUCAACCAUCGAUUCUCUACCUCAAAAACCAAAAAAAUUCUCUGUGCAUAACCACCAUGAGCAAGGGACCUGGCCUCUUCUCCGACUUCGGCAAGAUAGCUCGAGAUUUACUCACCAAGGAUUACACCACCGACCAGAAGAUUUCAAUUUCUUCUUUCACUGACUCCGGCGUGGCUAUCACUUCAAGUUUGGCUACAAAGGGAGGUCUGCCUUCAGGGGAUGUAGUAGCACAACAUAAAUUCAAGAAUGGCUCACUUGAUGUGAAACUUGACACAGAAUCAAAUAUUUUAACAACCCUCAGCGUCACAGAUUUCCCAUCAUCUACAAGAGUCUUUGCGUCUCUAAAGUUGCCUGAUUACAACUCUGGCAAGCUGGAGGUACAGUAUUUACAUCAACACUCUGCUAUCAGUGCAGCUGUUGGAUUGAACCAGUCUCCUGCCGUUGAUCUUUCAGCAACUAUUGGCACUCCGACCAUUGCCUUUGGUGCAGAGACAUCCUAUGCUACAGCUUCUGGUGAAUUUGCAAAGUAUAAUGCUGGUGUGUGUUACACAAAGCCAGAUUCCAAUGCUUCAGUGAUCCUGGCUGACAAAGGAGACUCAAUUAAGGCAUCCUAUUUGCAUCAUCUGGAUCUACUGAAUCGAGGAGCUUUGGUGGCAGAGAUCAGUCGAAGGUUCUCCACUAAUGAGAACACAUUGACAGUUGGCUGUUCCUAUGUGGUUGAUUCUCAGACAUUGCUGAAGGCAAAGCUAAACAACCACGGCAGCCUUGGUGCUCUUCUGCAACAUGAGCUCAAGCCCAAGUCCAUCCUGACAAUUUCUGGUGCUUUUGAUACCAUGAACAUGCAGAAGAAUCCCAAGUUUGGGUUGGCACUCUCUCUCAAGCCUUGAUGAGCUAUACUCAUAUCCCAACAGAAAUAGUGCGACCAAUUUUAUUCAUAGAUCUUGUCUUGAUUUUCUGCUCACACAAAUUGAGGCAUUAUGAUAAAAUGACAUUGUAUAAAAUUCCUUUCAGAUGGUAUUUCUCAUCUUGGUUGCUUGAAAAUGUUUACUGCAGACUUAAAUCA